Messenger RNA from Klebsormidium nitens, 1016 nucleotides. Lineage: Eukaryota; Viridiplantae; Streptophyta; Klebsormidiophyceae; Klebsormidiales; Klebsormidiaceae. The record is from the annotation of a GenBank genome assembly.
GUCAAUCUCGAGCUCUUGUCUCCACUUUCACGUCAACCUCGUCAAUCUCAACGUACAUUGAUUCUUGAGCUGACCAAGUGUUUUAUGAAUGCGUUGGCGCUUGUCUUCGUUUUCUCAGCCCUUGUGAAUCAUUCUGUUCGCUAGCUGAGCUUUCUUCUGCAACGGCGACAUCGGCGGCAAUGGGCAGGCUCGAUCAAUAUCAAGUGUGGUCUCCAAAGAGAGGAAGACAGAUGGAAAGCCCCUAGGCUGGUCACGCGACACAAAUUGUGGGCUUUUCUGGAAAAGAGACACACGUGCUUCAUCUCGGCGCUAAAGGGAGCUGAGAGCUGAAAAGUUGAAGAAGGUGACAGGCUGUAGCAAGGUCUUAGCUUGACAGGCAGGCGGUUUCGAAGCUAGAUCCACCAGCUGCUUUAGUCCACUGAUAGCCUGCUCAUUGACAGCGUUUGGGGUUUGGCGAUGGCAAAGGUGGACAUCCCGUAUACGGUCAAGUUUCACUACAGGAAGGCAAAGUCGUGGGUGAGGUCAAAGUACUCAGCCAUCGUCAAGCCUUACGGCAACUUGAAGGAAGUGCAAGGCUUGAGUCCCAGGACACCAGACUACGGCAGAACUCCCUCCCUCCCUUACAAAGGCGCACCGAACGCUGACUCUGCACCUCAGUCCCCACAAGCGCCACGGUCAAACGUUCAAGUUUCAUCAGCAGUUCAUCCAGAAGAACAAAAUCAAAGGCAGCUCCAAGUGUACUCCCCACCAAAGUAGCCAAGUGUGUAUAUCUUCAAGCCUGUAAAUGUUCUAGUUUAGAGGUGUUGAGCGACAAUUGCAGUUGGACUGUACAAUACAUGCAGAGUCCCGAAUCAUGUUGAUUAGCUAGGCAGGAAAGUGGAACUUCAGCAUUUGCCCAGAGAGAAGUUCAUAAAAGCUAAAAUUAGCCUCUCACCGUGACUGUCAACACCACAUACAUUCUGAUCAUUGGAUGGACAUCUGCAAUCUGGAGGAUGAACGUCUUAUAGAUUAGUUUC